Molecule: messenger RNA, 2307 nt
Organism: Penicillium brevicompactum
Lineage: Eukaryota; Fungi; Ascomycota; Eurotiomycetes; Eurotiales; Aspergillaceae
Product: SH3 domain-containing protein
Exons: 5
Coding region: 1-2307 (768 amino acids)
Biological process (GO): establishment or maintenance of actin cytoskeleton polarity
Cellular component (GO): microtubule cytoskeleton; cell tip
Molecular function (GO): protein binding
Source: RefSeq, a predicted model, not a curated record
AUGACGAGGCCUCAGAUUAUCCGAGCUGACACCUUGGAUCUCCAAGAUCACGAUGAGCCUUCCGCUAAAGACCACACCAAACAACCUGAACAUCCACAGCCCCUUGGGAGCGGCCGGCCUGCUCCCCAUCAGGAGCUCUCUAUCCGCCACGCUGAACAGGAUUUACAAUCGGAGAUAAAAGGCGGGCGAGACAAAAGUGAGAAUCGCAAUGGCAAGGACGCGGAGGGACACUCCGACGAUGAAGACGAGGACGAGGAUGACAACCAGUACGAGCAUGAAGACGGAGAUCUCGCAGACGGUGAAAGCGAUGACAUGAUGGACGACGACAUGAUGGACAAACUCUCUAGCUCACCUUCCAUUGAUGACGAAGAUAUUGAUUUUGAGUUUGUCUACGCGCUUCACAACUUCGUCGCUACCGUUGAUGGACAAGCAAAUGCCGCUAAGGGUGAUACUAUGGUUCUCCUUGACGACAGCAACAGUUACUGGUGGCUGGUUCGUGUUGUCAAGGAUGGAAGUAUUGGAUACCUUCCUGCUGAACACAUCGAAACGCCCACCGAGAGGCUCGCCAGAUUGAACAAACACAGAAACGUGGAUCUAUCUGCGACGAUGCUGGGCGACAAUAACGAAAAGUCCAAGAAUCCGUUGAAAAAGGCUAUGCGUCGUCGGAAUGCGAAGACUGUCAAUUUUGGAGCCCCGACGUACAUCGACGCCUCCGAUGUCGACUACUCGUCGGACGAAGACUCCGAACAUGGCGAUUUCUUCGACGACGAGACUUUGGAUGGUGAAGAAGAGGAGGGACAAGAUCAAGCCGAGGAUAUCGUUGUGGAGCCUCUCAGGCCAAAGGGCCAGAAAGACAAGCCCACCGAAUCCUUGGACAAUCACGAAUCGCAUGAAAGACAAGAUUCACAGCUUUCGGGGUCCGAAAGACGCCCGUCAAGUGAAGAAUUCUUUGAAGCGGAAGAACCCACCGUCAGUAGAUCCAGAAAUGGCACUGUACGAAACACCGAUUCAUUCUUUAAGGACGACACUGCCGAGCCAAAGAAGAUUUCUCUUACUCCAAAUCUCUUGCGUGACGCACGUGAUGAAAAUGGCAUGAGCACUUUGGCAGAAUGGAAAGAGCCUCGCGGAAGUCUCGACUCUCUUGAAAAGGGCACUAACCCACAAGAGAAACUGAAAGAGAAAGAGGAGAAGAAGCGAAAAGAGAAGAAAUCGGGGAUGCUCAGCGGGCUGUUCAAGCGUAAGAAGAACAAAGAUGAUGUCGACGAGCCAGAGAAGUCCACUGCAGACUCGGGAUCCCGCACCUCGCCCCAGCCAAAGACCUCGAUGGAGUCCAUGUCGUCAAAGUCUAUGUCGCCCGAUCAGCAGCGAUCCUCCAAGGAACAGCAACGCACCUCCAAGGAAUCCCAACGCACUUCAAAGGAAUCCCAACGUCCGUCAAAGGAAACCCAGCGUGCUGGAAAGCCCCAGAAGCACACAGUCAACAAGUUGAUUAAGCAGCCUCCGGGCAUCAUGAAGGUUGACACAGAUCUCGAUCCAGAUAUGGCCGAAUUCAACUCCAAUGAAGCUUUGCAGCGGAAUCCAGGCGAACAAAGCAUUCGACAGGUUCCGCAACACGACGAGGAAGAAAGCGGCUACGAGGAUUGUGACAUUGUUUUGCAAUCGCCCAUUAGCCCAGCUAGUACUUCCAAGGACCCCUUCGCUACUCCCCUUGAAUCCAUGGACCCCUUGGCCUCGCCGGUCGACCGCCCAUCUAGCAACUCUCAAUGGAGAGGACCUAGCGAGUAUGGCGAAACGCCGGCUGGCUCCAUUACUUUGACAUCUCCUCCUCAGAGGUUUGAACCUUACACGGGAGGGACCGGGUCUGAGUCUCCCGUCAACAUCUCUCCAGUGGAUGCCUACAUUCCUGUUGGAGUUGAGGGCAUCACAGACGCACCACACAGCACACGCUCUCUGUCACCUGAAUCGGCGCCCUCAUCACCCGAGAAUGACACCCAGUACCAAAAGACCGUCACAACAACUCCUGGUUCGAUCGACACGCUCUCUGUGGAUACCCCAACCUGGAGCGACUCUAGCCUGCGGUCAUACAUGGAUGAAGAAAACGACAUUCGUGACUUGUUCAUCAUCGUCCAUGAUAAAUCAAAUGUCCCCCCGGCUGGUCCUGAUCACCCUAUCACCGGCCGUCUGUUCAAGGAAGAAAGUAAGAGACUCAAGGAAAUGAACAACGAGCUCGAUGAAAUGCUCGUGAGAUGGAUGUCACAACGGUCUCGGAACUCUUCCUCGGCACGUAGCAUGCAAAGCGCAGUAUGA